Chinchilla lanigera (long-tailed chinchilla) is the source of this 1853-nucleotide messenger RNA. It is a transcript of the gene Plin5, whose product is annotated as perilipin 5. Gene Ontology annotation, biological process: lipid storage; positive regulation of triglyceride storage. Lineage: Eukaryota; Metazoa; Chordata; Mammalia; Rodentia; Chinchillidae. Gene Ontology annotation, cellular component: lipid droplet; cytosol. The transcript is spliced from 8 exons. The record is from RefSeq and is a predicted model, not a curated record. Bases 157 to 1533 code for a protein of 458 amino acids.
AGCCUCUAUAAGGCGGGCAGAGCGCGCACUGGGCGGAGACUUCAGAGCCCGGGGUCUGCACUGGGACCCGGGGGUCAGAGGCUCCGCUAGCCCAGGUGAGCGCGGCGCGGACGGCGUCCAGGAGCCUCCUGCAGGGUGACCCUGUGUGCAGCCAGCAUGUCCGACAAGGAGGACACUGAGGACCCCAGGCCCAGCUUGGAGGAGCACAGCCCACAGAAUGUGGUGCAGCGCGUGGUGGCCUUGCCCCUCGUCCGGGCCACCUGUGCCAGCGUCUCCAACGCUUACAAUGCCACCAAGGACAGGCACCCACUGCUGGGCUCCGCGUGCCGCCUGGCGGAGCACUGUGUGUGCAGCCUGACCACAUGCGCCCUGGACCACGCCCAGCCGCUGCUGGAGCACCUGCAGCCCCAGUUGGCGACAGUGAAUGAUCUCGCCUGCAAGGGCCUGGACAAGCUGGAAGAGAAGCUGCCCUUUCUCCAGCAGCCUUCGGAUACGAUGGUGACCUCGGCCAAGGACGCGGUGGCCAGUGGGGUCACCGGUGUGGUGGACCUGGCCCGGCGGAGCCGGCGCUGGAGUGUGGAGCUGAAGCGCUCCGUGAGCCACGCCGUGGACAUGGUGCUGGGCAAGUCCGAGGAGCUGGUGGACCACUUCCUGCCCAUGACGGAGGCGGAGCUCGCGGCGCUGGCGGCGGAGGCCGAGGGCCCAGAAGUGGGAUCAGUGGAGGAGCAGAGAAGACAGCAGGGCUACUUUGUGCGCCUGGGCUCCCUGUCCGCACGGAUCCGCCACCUGGCCUAUGAGCACUCUCUGGGGAAACUGAGGCAGAGCAAACACCGCACCCAGGACACGUUAGCCCAGCUGCAGGAGACCCUGGAGCUGAUCCACCGCAUACAAAGUGGAAUGAGCCCGGCCUCCGGGUCCCAGCUCGGGAAGGUGCACGAGCUGUGGGAGGAUUGGAACCAGCGUCCCCUGGAGAAUGGGCGCCGCCGCCGGGAUAGCCAGGCGGAGCUGGAGACGCUGGUGCUGUCGCGCAGGCUGACCUUGGAGCUGCAGAGCGCGGUGGAGGCGCUGGAGGCGGGCGUACGCGGCCUGCCCCCCGGCGCGCAGGAGAAGGUGGCCGAGGUGCGGCGCAGCGUGGACGCCCUACAGGCCGCCUUCGCGGACGCGCGCCGCUUCGGGGACGUCCCGGCCGCCGCGCUGGCCGAAGGCCGGGGCAGCGUGGCUCGCGCGCACGCGAGCGUGGACGAGCUGCUGGAGCUGGUGCUGCAGGCCGUGCCGCUGCCCUGGCUCGUGGGCCCCUUCGCGCCCGUCCUGGUGGAGCGGUCCGAGCCCCCGCCCGACCUGGAGGCCCUGGUGGACGAGGUGGUGGGGGCUCCGGACCCGCGCUGGGCGCACAUGGACUGGCCGGCCCAGCAGAGGGCCUGGGAGGCCGCACACAGCGACGCGGCGGGGCCCCCCGGGGACAGCGGCGCCCAGGAGCCAGAGCCCCGCAGCGCCCGGGUCAGGCACACGCUAUUGCCGGAGCUGGACUUCUGAGCGGCCGGGCAUCAUGCGCCCCCUGGUGGCCACUCGUGAGCACGCAUGGCGGAGACCUGGCCCUGAUUUAGGAUCAGAGCUGGGGUGGGGCGCAAUUUGGAAUCCCCGGCCAUCUGGGUCCCGGUGGGGCCUCCCACUUUUCGCUGGAUCGCGAGGGCCUGGCCACAAGCCCCUCUAGUCAUUUUUACCUCUGGGCAGGGUUCUUCAAACCCUGUGGUCCUACCCCAACCUGAAAGGCCAGGCACACGCCUGUGACCCCAGCAUUCUGGGAGGCUGAAGCUGCAGGAUGGUUGUGAGUCCAAGGCCAGCCUGGGCUACAU